UCAAGGUGGCCAUUGGUGGGACCUGCACCAACGGCACUGUGCCUGUGUGUGUUCAGCAUGCUGCUGUGCCUGCCGUCUCCUGCGUCAUGCACAACCUGCCCCCAGAAAUGCCGUUGUGAAGACCAGCAGUUCUACUGCGACACCCAAGGACUGGAGGCGCCCCCGGACGGCGUUGACAGGGGGGCCCUGGGGUUAUCGCUCCGCCACAACAGCAUCGCUGAACUGAGCCCGGACCAGUUCUAUGGCUUCUCCCAGCUCACCUGGCUCCACCUGGACCACAACCAGAUCACCACAGUGCAGGAGGACGCCUUCCAGGGGCUCUACAAACUCAAAGACCUCAACCUGAGCUCCAACCGGAUCACAACGCUGCCAAACACAACCUUCAUCCACCUCAUCAACCUACAGAUCUUAGAUCUGUCCUUCAACCUGAUGACUGCGCUGGAGCCUGAGCUGUUCCAUGGCCUCCGCAAGCUGCAGAUCCUCCACCUGCGCUCCAACUCGCUGCGCACCACCCCCGUCCGGGCCUUCUGGGACUGCCGCAGCCUUGAGUACCUGGGUCUGUCCAACAACCGGCUGCGAAGCCUGGCCCGGAACGGCUUCGCAGGCCUCAUCAAACUCAGAGAACUCCACUUGGAACACAACCAGCUGACUAAGAUCAACCUGGCUCAUUUCCCCCGCCUGGUGGCUCUGCAGUUCCUUUAUCUGCAGUGGAACAAGAUCUCCAACCUGACCUGCAACAUGGAGUGGACCUGGACCACGCUGGAGAAGAUGGACCUAACGGGGAACGAGAUCCGGGUGCUGACCCCGGACGUGUUCGAGACGCUGCCUAACCUGAAGAUCCUCCUAUUGGAUAACAACAAGCUCGGCAGCCUGGACCCUCUGGUCUUGGAUAUGUGGCGGUCUCUAGGUACCGUGGGGCUGUCCAGCAACCUUUGGGAAUGUACCAAAGGGAUCUGCUCCCUGGCCACUUGGCUUAGCACCUUCAAGGGGAGGUGGGAACACUCCAUCCUGUGUCACACACCUGAGUACGCCCAGGGCGAGGAGAUACUGGAUGCCGUUUAUGGAUUCCAACUUUGCCCAAAUUUUACAGCGCCACCACCGGUCGUCUUGACCACGAACACAUUGUCGAUGGCCACGGACACGUCGACAGGCACAACUGUGGAGGUCACCAGCUCUCUGUUUGGAAUAAUGCAGCAGACACCCACGCAGGACUUCUAUGUGGAUUUUGGGCGCUUUACGACCACCAUAAUGACAACGACCACCACGCCGCGCACCGCCCUGGCAACCGCCGUGGCAACCUCCGCCACGACAGUGGAGGGCGGAGAGCUGGGAGUCACGGAGGACUUCUCGGAGACCGACAACACAGUCCUGACCCAGAGGGUGAUUAUUGGAACCAUGGUCCUUCUGUUUACAUUCUUCCUCAUCAUUUUCGUUGUGUUCAUUUCACGGAAGUGCUGCCCUCCUACCAUGCGCAGGAUACGCCAGUGCUCGGCCAUGCAGAACCGCCGCCAGAUGAGGACCCAGCAGCGGCAGCAAAUGGCGGACCUGGCCACGCAGGUACCCUAUAACGAGUACGAGCCCAGCCACGAGGAGGGAGCGCUGGUUAUCAUCAACGGCUACGGGCAGUGCAAGUGUCAACAGCUGCCUUACAAAGAGUGUGAAGUGUAAACUAUGUAUUCCUCCUGCAGCAGCAGCAUAUGGGCUGUUUACCAUUCUAAAUACAGGGUUUUAUUUUUUUGCCUCUUUCCCCCCCCCCCCAGUUUACAAAAAAAAAGCAUAAUUUCUACUCGCUAGCUUUGAGAAAUCAAUGAGAUUAGUGUAUUGAGUGGGAGAGUUGAUGACUGGUGGAAAUGAACAGUGACGAGACUGAUGAGGAUGUAGUAGAUAUAGUCACCAUUUAUUUUUAUAUGAAUGUUCAUAUCAAGCUGUGGGCAAUCAGUCUAAAAAAAAGGAAAACGGUAGUGAUUUAUCACCACAUUGUUAUUAGUCACUUACCGCAGCACGGAGAAAACAUUUUUUUUUUUUUUUUUUUGCCAAAACGUCUGUAGACUGAUCCUCUCACUAAGAGACGGCACAGAUACAAAUAGGUGGUGGUCUAUAUCAUAUGAUAUCAUUAUCAAGACACAGAUACAAAUAGGUGGUGGUCUAUAUCAUAUGAUAUCAUUAUCAAGACACAGAUACAAAUAGGUGGUGGUCUAUAUCAUAUGAUAUCAUUAUCAAGACACAGAUAGGUGGUGGUCUAUAUCAUAUGAUAUCAUUAUCAAGACACAGAUAGGUGGUGGUCUAUAUCAUAUGAUAUCAUUAUCAAGACACAGAUAGGUGGUGGUCUAUAUCAUGAUAUCAUUAUCAAGACACAAAUAGGUGGUGGUCUAUAUCAUGAUAUCAUUAUCAAGACACAGAUAGGUGGUGGUCUAUAUCAUGAUAUCAUUAUCAAGACACAAAUAGGUGGUGGUCUAUAUCAUGAUAUCAUUAUCAAGACACAGAUGCAAAUAGGUGGUGGUCUAUAUCAUGAUAUCAUUAUCAAGACACAGAUACAAAUAGGUGGUGGUCUAUAUCAUGAUAUCAUUAUCAAGACACAGAUAGGUGGUGGUCUAUAUCAUGAUAUCAUUAUCAAGGGGAAUCAGUGGCGGAAAGGACCGUGGAAUAUAAUGACAGGUUUUAAAGAUGCACGGUAGCCACAGUAUGUUACUAUUACAAUCACGUGUCGGUACAGAAGUGAUUAAAAUGGGGUUUUGGUUAUUAAAUUAAAAACAUUUGUUAAGUUUUUUUUUUUUUUUUUUUGUAAAUGACUAUGAAUAUUGAAUAAAUGUUUUAUUUAUGUCACAAUCUGAAUUAAAUCUCCAACAGAAA
Oncorhynchus masou masou (cherry salmon) is the source of this 2850-nucleotide messenger RNA. Its product is annotated as leucine-rich repeat transmembrane neuronal protein 2-like. The record is from RefSeq and is a predicted model, not a curated record. The transcript has 2 exons. Gene Ontology annotation, molecular function: protein binding. NCBI's taxonomy places the organism in Eukaryota, Metazoa, Chordata, Actinopteri, Salmoniformes, Salmonidae. Gene Ontology annotation, cellular component: extracellular matrix. The coding region runs from base 58 to 1668 and encodes 536 amino acids.